Mugil cephalus (flathead mullet) is the source of this 3165-nucleotide messenger RNA. RefSeq names its product vascular endothelial growth factor D (gene vegfd). The coding region runs from base 787 to 1740 and encodes 317 amino acids. The transcript has 8 exons. Gene Ontology annotation, molecular function: chemoattractant activity; growth factor activity; vascular endothelial growth factor receptor 3 binding. The record is from RefSeq and is a predicted model, not a curated record. Gene Ontology annotation, biological process: positive regulation of mast cell chemotaxis; positive regulation of angiogenesis; vascular endothelial growth factor receptor signaling pathway. Gene Ontology annotation, cellular component: membrane. NCBI's taxonomy places the organism in Eukaryota, Metazoa, Chordata, Actinopteri, Mugiliformes, Mugilidae.
AACACAUGUUGCUGCUCUGCGGCUGUGUGUGGUUUGGCAGCUCCAGAAGAAAAGACACUGGUAGGGGAUUUAACAGGCAGGGGACUUGAUCACUUGACAGACGGACAUUAAAAAAGCGAAAGCGGGAAAACAAGCAAAUAAAAAGGCGAAACUUUAAAGCGGCAAGACCAGCAGCAGCGGAAGAAACACAAAGGCAGACCGGGACGGACAGAGAAGGCUCCCAGAGCAAUUUUAGAAUUAGCCCCAGUCUUGGAAGUAAUUGUGGAAACAAGGAUCUGGACAAAUUAAGAAGAGAAGUUAACUGCAGCCAGUGAAAGUAGACAUUUAGGGAAGCAGAUAGUUGAACACAGAUUUUUAAGAUCAUCCAACAAGAGGCCCUGAAUCAUCUCGCAGGCCUUUCAUCCUUUUGGACGCAAGAGAGCGUCUAACAUUUAGUAACCUCCUUAUUUAACUGGACACCUCAGGUUCUGCAUCAAAGCUUCAGCAGCAAGAGGCGUGUGUUUUAAAGAUCCCUCUCCAUUUGGCUUGCGGGUGUCUGGGUUGCUGUGACAGGUUAUGUCUAGCUAGCUCUCUCACACACACACACACACACAUACUCCACAGUGCAGCUGGAAGAUCAAGAGUUUGUGUUGCACAUACCUGCACUGAGGAAAAAAAAAAACGUGUGUGGUCUGAGGAACUCAGCUGGUCUGGGAAACUGUCAGGAGAGGCAGCCAGCUCUCUAAGUGCUCUCUGUCGGCAGUAACAGGAGACAAGUUCUCAGGGACGGCGAGCACAUUCAAAGGGAUGAUGAGGAUGAAGAAGGAGCGGACGCUGUGCAGAAUCUCGUGCUUGGUGACGCUGUUUGUGGAGCUGAGCUGGAUAAAUGUUGGCGACAGCACGCACAGAGAGGGAGCGAGCAGGGAGGUGAUGAAGCAGUGGGAAAGGAAGAUGCGUGCGUCCUCCAGCCUGGAUGAGCUGCUCAGACUUGCAGACUUUCCUGACUGGAAGUUGUGGAAGUGUCGUCUGAGGCUGCAGCAGCCGGAUGUCCAGACAGAGGCGCUCUCCUCGCCGCCGUCCGUAGGGUCCCACCGCUCAACCCGCUACGCUGCAGAAUCCUACAGCCUGGAGAUACUUCAAGCCAUUGAUGAGGAGUGGCAACGUACUCAGUGCAUGCCCAGGGAAACGUGUGUGGACGUAGCCAAGGAGCUGGACACCGAACCCUCGAUGUUCUUCAAGCCACCCUGUGUGUCUGUCCACAGGUGCAGUGGCUGUUGCAAUCAAGAGGGCGUCAGCUGCAGAAACACUACUACUGUAUAUGUCAACAAAACUGUCCUGAGUGUGAUCCCGUUCAACCUCGUACCAGAGCCUGUGCUAAUAAAAGUAGCGAACCACACAGAGUGCAGCUGCAUGGAGCCCGCAAUAAUCCGACGAAAUGCCCAGCCUCACAGGAGCAGCGGCUGCUCUCUGAUGGGCCAGUUCUCAGAAGCAGAGGACUCCAGGAGGCUUUGUGCCAGCGGGUUCAUUUGGGAUUGUUCAACGGACAGAUGCAUACCUUACCCCUCCAGUGCACCAGGGCUUCCACUCAGCUCGUGGAUGCCAGACUGUGAGAUAGACGCCGAGCGCUGUGUCUGUAUCCCCCGACCAGAACCGACUACCCCGCAAAGGCCGGCCCAUCGCUGUCAUCUCAACUCUUCCAUCUGUGCGAACAAGAAACUACGGUUCGAUCAUGCCUCUUGCAGAUGCAGAUGGCCCAAGUAGAAGCCUGCGGGGGAAGUGUAUGACAACAACCUGCUCGCCAAGGGUGUUUGGAGGCAGAGAAAAAAGGCUCAUAAUUUAUUAUUUACUGUCCUAUUUAUGCUGAUCACUUUAACUAAUAAGGAAUAAUAACUCACACGACCAUGUUAAUUGAUUUCUUUUAACAUGCUUACUUACGUUUAAAUCAAAGUGUCAAGUUCAUGAUUUGUACAUUUGUUCUUUGUGCACUGAAUAUGUAGUUUAUAUUAAAAGAUUAUUUUUAUAAGUUGUAACUUGCUGUGAACGUAUGGAUUAUUGCUCAACUUCUGCUCCAGUGUUUUCAAAUUUCACACAACAGUUUAUGUUCACUAUUAAAGAUAAUAGAACUUAUCUACAUGUUGAGCUCCUCUUUAGAGACUCAACUACUCAUCAACAUGGUCGAUGACAAAUUUGAUGUAAAAUUUGGACAUGCCAGAUGUUUUGCAGCAGAGCACGGAAUUGUCACAAGAUGGUCGAUGUUAUUUACGUCUCCUGUCGCUGGUUUUAAUGUCAUGCCUGGUCGGUGCAUGGUCAGGCAUAACACGUUAACAGACAGCUUUUACAGCAGGGAUUUUAACUUCUCACCAUAGGGAAAGCUUACAUAGAAUUAAUGAUGGCUCAUUAACAUUAAGUGCCCGAGUGACUAGUGACAGGAAAGCAGCAUGUGCAAAAAUAUGGAUCCCUGUGUGCUUGUGUUUUACCUACUCUGAGAAGUCAGAAGUCAAAGCCAACUUUAUUGUCAAUUUCUUCACAUGCACCAGACAUACAAAGCAAUCGGAAAAAAAAAAAAAAGUAUUCCAUGCCAAGAAGUGAAGUGUACAGGCACAACGGAUGAAGACGGAAAUUAAAUAAACGAAAUAAAUGUAGAUAUAGCAGCAGAAGUGUGUGAGGCAGAGGUUGUAAACAUGCAAAAGACGGUCAAAAUAGUAAUAGCAGCAGACAGUUUUCAUAUGAUAUAUAUAUAUAUAUAUAUAUAUACACGUGAAUAUACAUAUGCAUGUAGUCAGAAGUUACAUGGAAAUAUGCAAAAAAAAAAAAGAAAUCAGGAAGGGGGCCAAGGCUUUUUUACGCCACUGCAUCAACAGUCGUUUUGCUCACACAAGCUCUGCAGUGUUGUCUGUUUAGUAUGUGAACUUUUUUGAUUCAGCACAUUGUUAAUAGCAUAGCACCAUAUAAUAGCACCUAAUAGCAUAAUUACCCAAGUUGUUUCUUGACUUAUUGUUACAAUAUCAAUGUAAAUAAUAAUAAUAAAAAAAAACAAUGUGCUUGCUAAAAAUUGUGUAAAAAAUGUUCAAAUAUGACUUACACAAUUAUGACUAGUGAAAUAUUGUGUUUAACCCUCUGGUGUCGAGAGUAUAAUUGACUGUUUUUGACUUUAUAUUUUCUCAUCUUAAAAAACGAUUUACAUUG